Paramecium sonneborni is the source of this 620-nucleotide messenger RNA. NCBI's taxonomy places the organism in Eukaryota, Ciliophora, Oligohymenophorea, Peniculida, Parameciidae. The record is from the annotation of a GenBank genome assembly.
UUAAAUGCUAAAGACUUGGCUGGAAAAAUCCUAAAGACCAUUGGACAUAAAUUUAGAUAUUAAAACAUUUAGAAAUCAAGUAAAAGAUAGAUUUGUCUCACCUUUAUAAUACAAUGCAGACUCUGGAUAGAAGCAAUUUAAUUCUUUUAGGUAAAACGAUAAUUUAAGGCAGAAAGGAAAGUAUGCCAACAAUUCCUUCAUUUGAUAAUCUAUAAGCUAGAAUAAGGGAUUUUUCAUACACAAGACUUUAAUCUACUUCAUCUCUUCUAUGUAAAUCAUCAGCAACAAAAAAGUAAUAAGAAUAGUCUCCUUAAAGAACAAAAACAAUUAGGUAAUAUGUAAUUGAGUCUUAGUUUUAUGAAUUUUAGAAACAAUAUUCAGAAUUAAAGAUAACAAUCAACAAUUUAUUAAUCAAUAGAAUUAAAAUAGAAAACUUAAUAAAAACGAUCUUUAGUUGAGAAUGUAUAAUUAAAUGAAAUAGUAUCUUUAAGAAAUAAGAUCGAAUCGUCAUACUCAAGCAAAAGCUCACUAGGAUCAAAGUAUAUAGAUCUUAAUAUAUUAUUAGUUAUGUUAGUGAACUUGUAAAAUUGGCUUAAGCAAUUACAAAUGCUUUGAAAUGA